UUCGCCUUGUAAUGUAUUCCCGUGAUCGCAUCGCCAUCUUGUUGCAAUCCCUCUUUUACGUGUGAGUAAAGCAUUUAUCCAAGGAAUAUAUUUUUACUCAUUUUCUUUCCGGUGAGAGGAAGAAAGGAAUAAACAAAGUGCGCGUUCGUGUCUGCUGCGUUCCAGACAGUGCUCCCCGGCGGAUCUCGGCUGUGCCUUUUUUCUUCUGUCCUGGGCGAUCGGGUAGCCUACGGUGAGGGGCGCAAGAUGAGCAUCGAUACUCUUCUGGAAGCGGCCAGAUAUCUGGAAUGGCAAGCCCAGCAACAACAGAUCACACAUGAGGAGGAGCGUUGCAGAGAGAAGGCGGAGCUUCACAGCCGGGAGGUUGUGUCCAGACGAGCAGAGGUUGUGACCUGUGCGGACCAGCCAAUCAGAUUCAACCAUGUCACCUGGGGGCCAUCACAGCAUUGGCCUGAGUCAUCACAACAUUGUCAGCACCAGCACCUCUCUCCCUCCUCUCACCCUCUUCCCCUCUCACUCCCUCCUCCCCCCAUCUCCAUCGCUGUCAUCCCCAUGGUACCCGUUGUCACAGCUACGCCCUCUGUACCGCCCCUUCCCGUCAUCACGACGAUCGCUGCUGCGGCAACCUCGCUCCACCUCGGAGGCACCCAGGUGAUGAAGGGAGGCUCCUCCCCUACUCAGCAGCAGCCAAUCCAGCGCCAGCUGGCAGCCCAGGUGAAGGUGGAGCCUAACUCAAUGACACCACAGACAGGCGGAAGCCCUAGCCAAUCCCAACCUCCAAUUCAGAUUCCGUACCCGACCUCCAUCAUCACCAAAGCCGCUUCCCAACAUGCACUACUUCCACAGCAAGCCAUUCCCACGCAGCCACGCCCAAACGGAACCAUCAUGGAUGACCUGAGAGGGUUGGACGGGAAGAGACGACCUGGAGGAGCUGGAACCAGAGAGGUGCACAACAAACUGGAGAAGAACAGAAGAGCUCACUUGAAGGAUUGCUUUGAUACACUGAAGAAGAACGUUCCAAACGUAGAUGAGAAGAAGACCUCUAACCUCAGUGUUCUACGCAGUGCGCUGCGAUACAUACAGACUCUGAAGCGAAAGGAGAAGGAGUAUGAACACGAGAUGGAGCGUCUGGCGAGAGAGAAGAUCUCCACGCAGCAGAGACUGGCUGAGCUGAAGAACGAGCUGAGUCAGUGUAUGGACGUUAUGGAGAUAGACAAGGUUCUCAGACAGACUGUACAACCAGAGGACGACCAGGCUUCUACUUCUACUGCCUCAGAAGGAGAAGACAACUUUGACCAGGACAUUGAUGAAGACCUCUCCCCUCCUCCACCCUUCUCCCUCCCCAUUAUACAGGCCAAAUCAUUCCUCACUCCUCACCUCUCCAUCACACACAAGACCCUUUCCUCUGGGGUUCUGACCAGCCCCUCCCUCUUGGCCCCCUCCUCACCCCCAAGCUAUCGCCCCCGCCCCCCACCUCACCCCCAUCCGACCGUCCAAGUCUCACCCAAAGUCAUCACCCACCCUUCCGUCAUCCAGGCUGUCAAUCACGUCCUCCCGGCUAAUCACAAACACCUUACGCACAUCGCUCCCUCUCCCAGUCCUGCCCCCUCCAUCUCGCAGCCAAUCUCAGCAGCCGCCGCCGCUGCCCACCAGACAAUCACGGCCCAGCCCAUCGGACACAUCACCGUCCACCCUGUGGCCCACCUGGGGGGUCCCCUGCCCCCCCACAUGUACCCCCAGGGAUUGACGGUCUCCCAGCCCACGGUGUUGGGGCAUAUCACCCACACCUUCACCCACCACACUCUUCCCCACGUCCAGGCUAGCCAUGCUACCGCUAACGUGCCCCAGGUCAAUGGGGCGGCUGUGCCUGGCCAGUGUGGCUCGUCCCUGGGGAAGCCCACAACCAUGCUGGCCCACCACCACCACCACCACCAUCACCACCCACAGCUGGUGGGACAAACCACCGUCCUCAACCCAGUCACCAUGGUGACUGUACCACCCUUCCCUGUUAGCACACUCAAACUGGCCUGAGAGACAGGACAGGGAGGGGAGAGAGUGAGAGGGCGCGAGAGACAGCGGGAGGGAGGGAGAGAGAGGGCGCGAUAGAGAGAGAGGGCGCGACAGAGAGAGAAAGAGCGCGACAGAGAGAG
Messenger RNA from Oncorhynchus gorbuscha (pink salmon), 2150 nucleotides. Its product is annotated as max-binding protein MNT-like. The record is from RefSeq and is a predicted model, not a curated record. Gene Ontology annotation, biological process: regulation of transcription by RNA polymerase II. NCBI's taxonomy places the organism in Eukaryota, Metazoa, Chordata, Actinopteri, Salmoniformes, Salmonidae. Gene Ontology annotation, molecular function: DNA-binding transcription factor activity, RNA polymerase II-specific; protein dimerization activity; RNA polymerase II cis-regulatory region sequence-specific DNA binding.